CGGGAAUUACGGUGUGACCCAAAUGGGACAAACCUGGGCUUAUUAAACUUGGAAAAAGACUCUUCCCUUUGCUUUCUCUCUCGACUACAACUGCUUCAGUGUGCCUCUUCACUGUCCCUGCUUCCGUCUGUUCGUCGGCUGUCAACCGGAGACUCGGCUCCUCUCGACACAAGGCUUCCUCUACUCCACUUGGGAGGCAGCUUCACUCCAUGCAUACUUGAAAAACUGGAAAGGGUUUGGCAAUGGGGAAGACAGUGAAAGUCUAUGGAUUCCCCUCUCGUGUUACUGCCGAAGCAGCUAAAAGUUACCUCGAAAGUCAUACGGGUGAAGGUACCAUUGAGGCCCUUAAGAUGAGGCAGGCCAAGAAUCAUCCUAGAUCAUAUGCUAUAGUUCAGUUCACAACCAUUGAAAAGGCUGAAUAUGUUGUCUCGCGAAGCAGGCAACUUUAUUUUGGUACUUCAUAUCUAAAAGUGCAAGCCAUGGAUCACGAUGUUAUACCUAGGCCGAAGACUUUUCUUCAUGUCAUUGAAGGUGCAGUGCUGCACUUUGGAUGUCAAACAUCCAGGGAGAAGUUCUCCGAUCUCUGGAGAGCAACUGAUGUUUUGAUGAAGUUUGGACAUGGGAUGAGGAAACUGCAUUUCUAUCUUUCUCAUCAUGGAACUGAUUACAAGCUUGACCUCCGGUAUGAGAACAUAUGGCAGAUUGAGCUACAUCGCCCACGAGGUCAACAUGUGAAGUAUCUUGUGUUUCAGUUGUUUGGUGCUCCUCGGAUUUUCGAGAAAGAUGUGCGCAUGUCAUUUAAUUCAUAUGAUGGUCCUCUUUGGAAUUUCUAUAAGGCUGGGUCUGAUGAUCAAUGGGUAAGAACAACUGACUUCACACAAUCUUGCCGCAUUGGUCAUGCCUCUUCGCUAUGCUUGGAGAUUCCUCAUGACUUUAGACUUCUGGAUCUGGCUGAUAGUGAUGGGAAGUUUAUUUUAGAGGAUGGCAGUCCCUUUUCACAGAAUCCGAGUCUAGUCCCGAUUGUUGGUCCUCCCCUGAAGGUUGAUUUACCUUUCGAGAUUCUGUUCAAAGUCAAUUUACUUGUUCAGAAUGGAUGCCUUCCAGGGCCUGCACUUGAUGCUGACUUCUACAAGCUGGUUGAUCCUCAAAGAGUACCAAUUGUCUGGAUACAGCUUGCCCUUGAGAAACUCUUUUACUUGAAGGAAUGCUGCUACGAACCUUCAAGGUGGCUUCAGGAGCAGUACACGAAGCAUCAUGGAUCUCAGAACCCUGCAAGAUCACCAGCAAUAUCAUUGGAUGAUGGAUUAGUAUAUACACACAGGAUUCAGAUAACUCCUUGCAAAGUCUACUUUGCCGGGCCUGAGGUUAACGUCUCAAACCGUGUGCUGCGCCACUUUCCAGAUGAUAUAGAGAACUUCAUUCGUGUUUCCUUUGUCGACGAAGAACUGGAUAAAAUUCAUUCAACAGAUGUUGCAUCACGUGGAUCUUCUGUACAGGAUGCUAAGAAGCGAGGAAUUUAUAACAGGAUUUUUUCUACUCUUCGUGAUGGUAUAGUUAUCGGUGGGAAGAAAUUCGAGUUCCUUGCUUUCUCAGCCAGCCAGCUUCGGGAGAACUCUUGCUGGAUGUUUGCUUCAAGAUACGGCCUAACCGCUGAUGAUAUAAGGAAAUGGAUGGGCGAUUUCCAUGGAAUAGGGAAGAUAUCUGCACAAUUUGCCAAGCGAGUUGCAGCAAAAUGUGGCUCUUGCAAUGGUUCUGUCCCGUCGGCAUUUCAGAUUCGAUAUGGUGGGUAUAAAGGUGUUGUAGCAGUAGAUCCAACUUCAACGAAGAAACUGUCCUUGAGAAAGAGCAUGUUUAAAUAUGCGUCCGAGAACACAAAGCUAGACGUGCUUGCUUAUAGCAAGUAUCAACCUUGUUUCAUGAACCGCCAGAAUGUCAUUCAUGCCAAUGGUCUGUGUUCAAACUUCAGGCCACAUCCAAACGAAUGCUCAGGAAGUGAUUUGGAUGGAGACAUCUACUUUGUUUGUUGGGACUCUGAACUGAUCCCUCCUGAGCAAAUCCCACCGAUGGACUAUACCCCUCAACCAACUAUGCAGCUGGAUCAUGAUGUUACCAUUGAGGAAGUUGAGGAGUAUUUCACCAAUUACAUAGUAAAUUACAGCUUAGGAAUCGUUGCGCAUGCUCACAUUGUCUUUGCUGAUAAGGAACCUCAGAAAGCCAUGAGCAAACCAUGCAUAGAGAGCUAG
This is a messenger RNA of Linum tenue, 2243 nucleotides long. The record is from the annotation of a GenBank genome assembly. Lineage: Eukaryota; Viridiplantae; Streptophyta; Magnoliopsida; Malpighiales; Linaceae.